UAUCUCAGUAUAUCAAAGUAGUCUCACCUGUUAACUUCGUCUGAUCAAAGUAUUUAACUUUUUACUAUGGGUUUAAGUAGGAAUAUUGUUAGUUGUAUUAUUGUUGGUGAUGGCAUGGUAGGAAAAACAUGCUUAGCUAAGAAAUUUUGUGGACAAGAAAUUGCAGAUAAUUAUGUUGCAACUAUUAUGGAUACUUUUACUGGAACAGUAUCAGCUUAUGGACAAAAAUAUACAGUUAACAUCAAAGACACUGCUGGACAGUUUGAAGACUCUGAAGUAAGAGAAAUGGUUUACAAGGAGUCCAAUGUAUGUGUCAUCUGCUUCAGCGUUCUAGACAGGGAUUCCAUGGAGAGUGUUAAAUCGUUAUGGGUUCCAGAGAUUAAGAACUUUUCCAAGAAAGUGCCCGUUGUGCUUGUGGCUACCCAGUCUGAUCUCCGAGAAAAGGAUAAUACUGAUCAUAUAACUAAAGCGGAAGGAUCAAAACUUGCAAAGGAAUUGGGUAUUGAACAAUUUGUUGAAACUUCCUCUUUAAAGAAUGAAGGUGUUAAAGAGGCAUUUGAAACUGUAGUGAAAGCCUUAGUCAUGAACAAGAAACGUAAAGCAAAAUGGUUUAAGCCAGCGUUUGGAUCUUGAACUUUAAAUAUAUGUCUCUGCCCGGAGACUUGUACGUACAUAACGAAAUUCUGAAUACAUCAAACUCGGAGCGUUCGAUGAAAUUCGAAUGACCGAGCGCAUGCUAUCUACUCGUAUGAUGACGGAGAUACACAUAUAGAACUUACUAUGUCUACCGUGUGACAGUGUUCUUACAACAUCAAUGGAAACCGAAGCUAUGUUUAAAUACAAAUCAUAAAGAUCGUAUAUGAUAAAGAACAACAUUUAUUUAUAGAACUGUCAAAGAAAAACAAAACAUGUGUAUUUAUAGACAUGAGCAAGCAUAUUGUUUUCCAAUAAAAUCAUUUAACCUUU
Messenger RNA from Mytilus trossulus (common blue mussel), 966 nucleotides. Its product is annotated as cdc42 homolog. Lineage: Eukaryota; Metazoa; Mollusca; Bivalvia; Mytilida; Mytilidae. The record is from RefSeq and is a predicted model, not a curated record. Gene Ontology annotation, biological process: small GTPase-mediated signal transduction. Gene Ontology annotation, molecular function: GTP binding; GTPase activity. Bases 67 to 633 code for a protein of 188 amino acids. The transcript is spliced from 2 exons.